Canis lupus familiaris (dog) is the source of this 1806-nucleotide messenger RNA. RefSeq names its product CD300 molecule like family member f (gene CD300LF). The transcript is spliced from 7 exons. The record is from RefSeq and is a predicted model, not a curated record. Gene Ontology annotation, molecular function: transmembrane signaling receptor activity. The coding region runs from base 174 to 1106 and encodes 310 amino acids. Gene Ontology annotation, cellular component: plasma membrane. Lineage: Eukaryota; Metazoa; Chordata; Mammalia; Carnivora; Canidae.
CUUGUUGCCUUGAGAUUUCACCCUUUCUAUCUCCUUCCUCUUUUUGCUUACUCAUCAGUGAGAAGUGGCUGAAGGAGGAAGUGCAAAAGUGGGGAAAGCAGAAGGGUUGGAUGAUACAGGAGCUGAGUCGGAGUUGACUAGCUUCACCAAGCGGGACUUGUGAGAAGAGAGGAAUGCACCUGCUACUGCUCUUCCUCCCCUUCUUCCGAGUUGCAGGUUCAUAUGAAAUCACAGGUCCAAACGCUGUCAGAGGCUUGGUUGGGGGCUCAUUGACUGUGGAGUGUUGCUAUGCAUCAACUUGGAAGACCUACAGUAAGUGGUGGUGUCGAGGAUCUAUUUGGCGAAGGUGCAAUAUCCUUGUUCAAACAACAGGAUCAGAGCAGAAGGUAAAGAAAAACAAGGUGUCAAUUAGAGACAAUCAGAAAAACUUCACCUUCUCUGUGACCAUGGAGGAGCUCACGGAAACUGAUACAGACAUCUACUGGUGUGGGAUUGAGAAAUCUGGAACUGACCUUGGGGUUGAAGUUAAAGUGACCAUUGACCCAGCACCAACUACAGUAUCAACCACCACCACCACCACCACCACCUCAAAAGCCAACAUGUCCACAGCGCCAGCGGAGACCAAAGACCCCCCGACUGUGACCAGCUCCCACUCCAAUGACAGGGAUAAUGCCAUGACGCUCAGCGUCCUGAUUCCCACCAUCUUGGCUGUGUUGCUGCUUCUCCUGGUGGCAGCCUCACUCUUGACUUUGAGAAUCAUGAAGCAGCAGAAGAAAGCUGCUGAGAUGUCCCCAGAGCAGGUGCUCCAGCCCCAGGAGGGGGACCUCUGCUAUGCAAACCUGACCCUGCAGCCAACCCAAAUCUCCCGCAACUCUUCCAAGAAGAAGGCCUGUGCAAAGCCCUCCCUCUCUGUCCUGGAUGAUCAGCUGGAAGUGGAAUACGUCACCAUGGCCCCUCUUUCGAAGGAGGACAUUUCCUACGCAGCUCUGUCUUGGGAGCUCUCGAAUCAGGAGCCAACCUACUGCAACAUGGGUCGCCCCGAUACCCACGUUCCCAGCAGGAGCCAGCAAGAGCAUAUGGAAUACAGCACCAUUAAGAGACCUUAGUCUGAGCUCCGGGCCCCCUUCUCUAACCCACACGAGGCCUGUGAGCAUAUUCCUGCUUUGUCUGUUUUCUGCCCCCAGUCACUUCAUGGGAGUCAACUGGUGACUGGAGCUUCGGCCUGGUCCAGCUAGCAUCACCCCCAGCCCCACCUGGGCUUGGGGCCUGGUCUCAGGGGGCUUUCGGCCUUCAGGAGGUAGAUGGGGGUCUCUCUCCAUCCCUUUUUCUCCCAUACAGCUGGGAAGGGGGUUGGGGAUGUGCUCUGGAGCCGCCAAUAGAGUAAGAAUGAUAAUAACAAUAAUUGACCUUUAUUUAUUGCUUAUCAUGUGUGGUGGGCUGAAUAAUGGCCCCCAAAGUUAUCUGUGUCUCAAUCCCCAGAAUCUGUGAACACUGCAAAAGGAGCUCUGUGGAUGUAUGAAGCUGAGGAUUUUGAUAUGGGGAGAGUAUUCUGAAUUAUCCAGGUGGGCCCUAAAUAUAAUCAUAAGGGUCCAUGUGCAAGAGAGAGGCAAGAAGUUCACAAGAGGUGAAGGCGGCCGAUGACAGGGUCAGAGGCUGGAGUGAUGUGGCUAGGAAAGGCAAGCAAUGGGCUGUCUCCUGGAGCCCCUAGGAACCACCCUGGCUGACACCCCGACUUUAGUCCAGUGAAAUGGAUUUUGUCCUUCUGACCUCCAGAACUGUAGGAGAAUAAAUCGAUGUAUUAAUGAA